AUGGCAGCGGCCCGCCGCUGGGCACGCCGGGUCGAGCGCACCUGUUGUGCCUGUGCCACCUACUUCCCUCUCGCUUUCGUCUACAGCCUAACCACUUGGGCCGUUUUUGUGCUGGUUACGCUGUGUUCUACGCCCUCCAAAGUGAGCUGGCUAGGCCGGUGCGCCGCCCUGACCGGCGUUAUCCUCUACCUUCUCCUCAACUGGUGCUACACAACAGCCGUCUUCACCCCGCCCGGCAGCACCACCAACAACAAUGGCUACAGCACUCUGCCCACACACGCCCCCCCGCUGGCCACCUCCUUCACCGUCAAGUCCAACGGCGAGAUGCGCUUCUGCAAGAAGUGCCAGGCCCGGAAGCCCGACCGCGCCCACCACUGCUCGACCUGCCGCCGCUGCGUGCUCAAGAUGGACCACCACUGCCCCUGGUUAGCCACGUGCAUCGGCCUGCGCAACCACAAGCCCUUCCUGCUCUUCCUCGUCUACACAACCCUCUUCAGCCUCUUCUGCUUCGCGGCUUCGGGAGCCUGGGUCUGGGCCGAGAUCAUGAGCAACACGACCUAUGUCGAGAACCUAAUGCCCGUCAACUUCAUCAUACUGUGCGUCGUUGCGGGCAUCAUCGCUCUCGUCGUCGGCGCCUUCACCGGCUGGCACAUCUACCUGGCCACCAAAGGGCAGACGACCAUCGAGUGCCUUGAGAAGACGCGCUAUCUCUCUCCUCUGCGCCGCUCCAUGCACCAGACCUUUAUCAAUCAGCACACACCCGGUCAAGGCGUUCCCUUGCCCUCAUACGGCCAACAGCUCCUCGACAUGCACCAGAACGCCCUUCCGGGAGUCACCCGUCCGGAGGAAGGCGAAGAACUCCGCCCAGACCCAUCACGCUCUACUGCUACUACUACAUCCUCCUCAGGGAACCCAGAGUUGCAGGCUGGCUCGCGGCGCUUCACCUACGACGAGAUGGAGCGGUACCGCGCCCGCAAGCGCUACGAGGAGUACCUCGACGAGCAGGACUCAACCAAGCUGCCCAACGCCUUCGACUUGGGCCCCCGCCGCAACUUGCUGCACCUGCUGGGCCCCAACCCCUGGCUCUGGGCCCUGCCCAUCUGCAACACCACGGGCGACGGCUGGUCCUGGGAGCCCAACCCGGCCUGGAUUGCCGCCCGCGAACGCCUCGCCAGGGAACGCCAGCUCCAGCUUGAGCGGGAGCGCGCGGCUGGUUGGGGUGGGGAUUACGUGGAUGAGAAUGAGGAUGACGGCACGGAUGGGCUUGACGACGGUGGUAAUAAUGUGCGUGCUGCUGGUGCGGGGAGGCACUACGUCGCCCCUGCGAAGCCGAAUACCCGGUUUGCUGCUGCGCAACAACAACAACAGCAAGCUGGGUUGUAUCACAAUGGCCGGCCGAGCCACAAUUCCAACAACACCCUCUCGCCGCGGUUACCUUCCCCUUACUCUGCCGCCGCCUCUGGCCGCAGGACGCCGAGCAAAGCCGAUCGUGUGCUGGGUCGGGAUCCGGAAUUGUACGUUGACGACCCGGCCGCGGGGCGCGGCCACGAGUCGGUUUCUAUGAAGAGGCUCAGUCCCAGGGGCAGGACUGUCGAGGACGAGUUGGACGACAUUGACAAUCAGGAUUCCGAGGGCGGUGAGGAUGGGAUGGAAACCCCGGAUAAGCCAUCGGUUGAGGCCGAGGCCGAGUCCGGGGCGCAGAGGGGGGUGCCGCUCGGCGUGGUCACUAAUGGGAGGUGGACGACGGGCGGUGCGAGGCCUUCACCUGGGGUAGUAGCGGGCGCCAGUAAAUUCCUCAGGGGUCCCACGUCGCCGGGGGUUAUGGGAGGGUUUAGGACUGGGUUGAAGAGUGAUGGUAAUGCUGGUUCAAGGGUUGGAGCGGGGACAGGAGGGGAUGAUGAUGAUGGGGUUGAUUAG
Messenger RNA from Canariomyces notabilis, 1917 nucleotides. RefSeq names its product zf-DHHC-domain-containing protein. The coding region runs from base 1 to 1917 and encodes 638 amino acids. Gene Ontology annotation, molecular function: palmitoyltransferase activity. The transcript has 2 exons. Lineage: Eukaryota; Fungi; Ascomycota; Sordariomycetes; Sordariales; Chaetomiaceae. The record is from RefSeq and is a predicted model, not a curated record.